UGUGUUUGUAGAUGAAGAACAUAAUAGCAAUGGCAAUUUGGAAAAUAAUACGAAUGGCUUUGGUAAAAUCUUACAUUACCGUACUCUGCACAGGUAUAUGAACAUGUAUAGCGCUGAAUAUGUACGGAAACUUAAAAGAGAUGAGAAAAUUCAAAAAUCAGUAGCGCUACAACCUGGUGUUACUGGUUAUACUAAAAGUGGCAACACAAGAACUAAAUCAUCGACAUCCAAAGCCUUACCAACAGUCACUGAAAUCAUAAACGAUCCUCUUCCUAAGAGCUUCACUCACCAUUCUAUGAAGGCACAUGCAUAUAAGGGCCAUGAAGUAUUUAAACACUUUACGCAUAAAGAGUUAAAAUUCAUUUUCCAGGGAUACGCUGUUCCUUAUCCAAAGAAUAGAAAGGAACAAAAUUGUAUUAUUCUAACUGAUAUUUGGAAAAAAAGUGGUGACGCAAUGCCAUAUCCAGCAAAAUUAUCACAAGAAAUGUUUGACAGCAUAGCAAAAAAUGCUUCGCAAGAACAAAAUAAUGAACCGAAUGAAUUACAUGGUCAGCAAAAUGAUCAUACAGUGACAACGACCGAAGUAGAAGAGCAACAUACGACAACAACAAACAAAAACGGUUAGCAUUUUUCUUUUUUACAAAUGGUUUUCGAUUGAAUAAUGAAAAUCAUGCAACGUGCAUAUAAAUUUAUAAACAUUUAUGUAUAUAUACACUGUAAGCACAUAUUAAAAAUGUUGCAUCUUUUGUAUGGACAGUAAUAUUUCUUGUAUAUCUUUCAGCACCACAACAGCAAAAGAAGAAAAGAAAGUGUGGAUAUUGCGGUCAAGAAGGUCAUCGGAAAAAAUACAGAGAUAAGUUGACAUGUCCCCAGUAUGUUAAAGAUACACAAGCACAGGAAAUGCUGUCAAUCGCUUAA
Paramuricea clavata is the source of this 918-nucleotide messenger RNA. The record is from the annotation of a GenBank genome assembly. Lineage: Eukaryota; Metazoa; Cnidaria; Anthozoa; Malacalcyonacea; Plexauridae.